AUGGAUUCAGGAAAUAGUGGUAGUAUGCAAUCUUCAAGCUGCGGUGAUGAAAUUGAAGAGUAUGAUUCACGCGCUGAAUCAUCAAAUUUUUCUGCGUUUUUGAACAAUCCACCACCAACAACUGCAGCACCAGGAGAAAGAAACAAUCAUGUUAUAAGCCAGUUUGGUAAUAACAACAACAAUCUAAUUAACCCACAAACACAAAACCAUCAUCAUCAUAACCAAAUGUUCGAUCCAUUACCCAAUUAUUAUAUGGAGUCAUUACAGAAACAAUCAUCAAACCCAAACUCGUUUCUAAACCUUGAUAUGAUUUGGUCUAAAGCUACAGCUAGAUCUGAACCAAACAACACCGAUCUUAGCACCUUGUUAGUACCUUCAUCUUCUUCAUCAUCGUCUUCUCUUCAGAAUCAUCAAGCUUUCUUAUUGAGUCAAUUCCUUGGUCAAACCAGAGAAAACGUUGCUUCUGUUCCCACCACACACCAACAACACCAAUACCAUCAACAACAACAACACCAUUCUCUACCACUGGAAAGUACUUCACGUGGAGGAUCACUCGCCAAUGAUCAUCAAGAUCUUAUUAACAGCAGCAACAACAACAACGUCGGUAGAAAUCCGAAGAAAAGAUCAAGAGCUUCAAGGCGUGCACCAACCACAGUUCUCACUACUGAUACUACAAAUUUCAGAGCCAUGGUUCAGGAAUUCACCGGUAUACCAGCGCCACCGUUUCCUUCACCUUUUCCAAGAACAAGGCUGGAUCUUUUCGGUUCUUCUGUUGCUUCAAGAUCUAUGUCAAAUCACAUGGACCCUCCUCCACCGCCACCACCUCCUUAUCUUCUUCGUCCUUUCGCUCAAAAAAUCCAACCCUUUUCUCCAUUGAUCCAAUCUUCUUCUUCCAUAAUGGAAAAUUUAGCAUCUAAUAACCCAACUAAUUCAGCUUCCAUUAACUACCAUUUAUCACAGCAGAAUAAUCAUCCUCUCAUGCAACACAACCAGAUUCUCGGUUUUCAAUCAAUUUCUCAAACACCAACAAAAUAUCCACAUGGGACCCAACAACCCUCCUUGGAAACCACGCCAAAUGUUGACUCAAGAAUGAAAAUAGGUACUGUUUUUGACGAACUAGGUUUGAGUCAUGCUCAAGCCCAUGUUAACAACAGCAACAACAACAACGUUAACAUUGGUAUUCUUCACAACAACAUGGUUACUACAACAACAACAACAUCAUCAGACGCAGUCAACAACAGCAACGAGAAUCAGUGGAGUCAGAGAACCAUUGCCGGUGUUGAAAAAGGACAAGAAUGCGUUGUCGUGAGUACAAGAGGUGAAGCAACAGUGGAAUCAUGGAUUAAUUGUUCUUCUUCAGAUUGA
Molecule: messenger RNA, 1365 nt
Organism: Lathyrus sativus (Indian pea)
Lineage: Eukaryota; Viridiplantae; Streptophyta; Magnoliopsida; Fabales; Fabaceae
Source: the annotation of a GenBank genome assembly